AUGUAUGCUCCCAAGAUGCCAUCCAGGGUGUGUACCAUAUGCAACAAGUCAGUGGUGGCAGCAUUUUAUACUGUCCCCCUCUCCAGCUCCCACCCUAAUACCCCACUGAAAUCCUCAGUCUUCAGAACUACCUGGUUCCCUUGGGACUUGGGCACCUGGUCAAAAGCUCAUCCUGCAUUCCUGCAGAAAUGUCUUGUCCCAGCCAAGAAGUCGGCGGGUGGUGCUCAUGGCCUCCCAUCAUCGUUGCAGGUGGAGGAAGGCUCUGAGAGUUUCACUGAGCACAGUGAGCGCCUCAGCCUCUGA
Rangifer tarandus platyrhynchus (Svalbard reindeer) is the source of this 303-nucleotide messenger RNA. Lineage: Eukaryota; Metazoa; Chordata; Mammalia; Artiodactyla; Cervidae. The record is from the annotation of a GenBank genome assembly.